CAACCUGCUUGCUCCAGCCUCGUAGUACUUUAAAGCAGUCUGGAACGCCCGCGAUACACGUUCUGCGACCCCUUGUCCCGUCCUCGCUAUCGCGCGGCGGCAAGCUGACCUGACCUGUCUGUGUACGGGAGGCGGGGCUUUCAUGAAUCAUUAUUAAUUGCUGGCAACGCUCUGAACUUCCAACCCCACCAAGGAAGGGCGCUUACCACUCGAAAUUUCCUUCCUUUGCGCAUCGCCGAGGAAUAAUUCAUAUAGAGCAAUUGGCCGUCAGUAUACUUCCUAGCCGUGGGUAUACCAACCAUGACGAAGUUAAUCCUCUCUACUGGGAACAUCGUCUCAGGUGGCCCCUCCAUCAUUCGCAAGCCGGGCGCAUUCCGAUCCAAUCUCGAACUCACAAAUUCUCUGCGGAGCAACUUCCUUGCUGCGCAAGAAGACCAUGCAGCCGAACUAGUUCACAGUAACGGCGUUGCGAACGGUAACGGUAAUGGCAUCGCCAAUGGUGUAGACCUACAUCUCGAGACCGGCAGGCGCCCGCCGGCGUCGCUCUGGACAGCCCAGAAAGAUGGAACCCUGUACGUGCCUGCAAUCGACCAGGGAGACCACGGUCUCCAGGAGGAACCUGCGCAAUACGACAUUACAGCCAAGCUCUUUUUUCUCCCCGGCGCGCCCGUGUCACAGCGGUCGCAAGAUGCAAAGGAGGCGUUGGAGCACGUAUUGAGGGAAUUGCGGGCCCCGGCCGUUGACCUGCUCAUCGUCUCUUUCCCAGGCAUGUCGUUCGAGGGCGACUGCGAGUGGGAAGCGGACAGGCAAAACGCAAAACAAGGAAACGACAUGGAUGAGGUCGCAACCUGGCCGGCCGUUGAAGAGCUGCACCGCGCUGGGCUUGCAAAGCGACUUGGUCUGGCCGAAUUCGGCAGCGAUAAGCUUUCCCACUUCCUGCAGGAGGUCCAAGUUCGGCCCGCCGUCAAUCAGAUCAACAUCAAGAACUGUUGCAAUGUCCCGCCGCCGCUGGCUAAGCUGGCGAAGGAAGAGAGCAUCGAGCUGCUGGUACACAGCGACUGCACCGAUAUCCUCCCCAAGGGGACGUUGAGGGAGCUUCUUGGACAGGGUCUAGGCGGGGCCGGGCUGCUCGCCGAUCCGGAGACGGGCGCCGGUGGGCUGCAGGGGGAUCUCACCCCGCAGUGGGUGAUGAAGUACACGGCUGUCGUCCGGGACCGUGGGGUGAUCGAGAACAAGGGCUACUUCGCAGGUGCCCAGCUGGUAGACGAAUAAGUUGCAGAGGUUGCCCUGUUGGGAGGUACACAGUCCAGGAGUUUGGGAUAAAGGCGGGCUUUCAAUAUAUUAGCUUUUGGGAUCGAUUUUGGGCAUGGUAUCGAACGCGCAAGCGUUGCAUUUGGAUUUUACGGACAGCAUGCAUACUCAUGAAUCGAGCGAGAUAUUUCUGCCG
Molecule: messenger RNA, 1447 nt
Organism: Chaetomium fimeti
Lineage: Eukaryota; Fungi; Ascomycota; Sordariomycetes; Sordariales; Chaetomiaceae
Exons: 2
Coding region: 301-1272 (323 amino acids)
Biological process (GO): glutathione biosynthetic process
Cellular component (GO): glutamate-cysteine ligase complex
Molecular function (GO): enzyme regulator activity; glutamate-cysteine ligase catalytic subunit binding
Source: RefSeq, a predicted model, not a curated record